AUGGAAGGCCAGGUUCCAAAAUCUCUAGCCAGCUGCACAAGUUUAGAAAUUUUAAACCUUGGAAGCAAUCAGAUUAGCGAUACCUUUCCAUGCUUAUUGAUGAAAAUAUCCACCUUGAGUGUGCUUGUUUUGCGGUCCAACAAAUUUCAUGGAGGCAUUGAAUGUUCAGAGAUCUAUGGCACCUGGCAGAGGCUUCAAGUGAUAGACCUAGCACACAACUUCUUCAGUGGUGGAAUAUCAGGAAUAUCUUUACCAAGUUCGCUGACAAAAAUCUCUAACAUAUAUUGGUCCGAAUUUCGGCAACUCAACGAUUUGCCACCAGAAACUAUUGGUCAUGAGUAUUUUGACAAGUAUUUCGAGGAAGCAAUAACAGUUACCAGCAAAGGUUUAAACAUGAAGCUGGUGAAAAUUAUGGCAGCCUUCACCUUGAUUGACUUGUCAUGCAACAAAUUCAACGGGUCAAUCCCAGAGUACAGUGAAAUAUACGAAUCAUUACAGGUGUUCAACUUGUCCAAUAAUGAUUUCACAGGUGAAAUCCCAUCUUCAUUUGGUGAUAUGCUUCAACUAGAAUCCUUAGACCUCUCACAAAACCACUUGAGUGGGAAAAUUCCACAAAAGCUUGCUGAACUUACUUUCCUUUCAUUCCUGAAUCUCUCCAAUAAUCAACUGGUCGGCAAUAUCCCAACCGGUCCGCAGUUUUCAACAUUUUCAAAAGCCUCAUUUUUAGGUAACAAAGGAUUAUGGGGUUUUCCUUUGGACAACAUGGUAGUAUUGUCUCCACCAAGAUCACAUGGAAUCCCUCCAAAAUCUGCACAUAAGAUUGACUGGGAUCUUAUCGAUAUUGAAAUUGGAUUUGUAUUUGGGCUCGGAAUAGCCAUCGGGUCACUUUUCUUUUGCAAGAGAUGGAGGAAAUGGUAUUACAGAGUUAUGUAUAACAUUGUGCUUAUGAUAUUCCCUCAGUUGGAUCAAAGAAUUGGUAAUCAUAGAAGACAUGUUUACAUUGCUCCAAGAUGGAGACGUUGA
This is a messenger RNA of Rosa chinensis, 1023 nucleotides long. RefSeq names its product receptor-like protein 54. The transcript has a single exon. The record is from RefSeq and is a predicted model, not a curated record. Lineage: Eukaryota; Viridiplantae; Streptophyta; Magnoliopsida; Rosales; Rosaceae. The coding region runs from base 1 to 1023 and encodes 340 amino acids. Gene Ontology annotation, molecular function: protein binding.